Messenger RNA from Hypoxylon trugodes, 1121 nucleotides. RefSeq lists its product as uncharacterized. Gene Ontology annotation, cellular component: chromosome. Gene Ontology annotation, biological process: regulation of transcription by RNA polymerase II. The record is from RefSeq and is a predicted model, not a curated record. Gene Ontology annotation, molecular function: chromatin insulator sequence binding. The transcript has 4 exons. NCBI's taxonomy places the organism in Eukaryota, Fungi, Ascomycota, Sordariomycetes, Xylariales, Hypoxylaceae. Bases 1 to 726 code for a protein of 241 amino acids.
AUGGGUUGGAAAUGCAACACCUGCAAACGCGAGUUCGCCCACUGGCGAUCUCGGGACCAACACGUCGACGCCCUGGGACAUCAACCUCUCGACUUCGACUGCCGCGGCAACGGUUGUAACGAUUGCUUCUCGAACAGUAGCGACCGCCGAGACCACGAGGCGAAGACGCACUCUUAUUGUAGCGACUGCCAGAAGAGUUGCGGGAACCCUAACAAUCUGAGGAUGCAUCUCAAUUCGCGCAUACAUCGCGGCAGUUCCAUCCAAUGCCCCUUCUGCAAAACGAACUACGCGACUGCGACGGGUCUUGCGCACCAUCUCGAAGGAGGCCGUUGCUCGAAAGCAUCGUUUCUGAACCGCGACCAGAUAUACAAGGCCGUUCGGGCUAAGGAUCCCACCGGUAUGAUCUCCAAGAAGUUGAUCGGCUGGCAUGGGUCCACGACAUACGAGGCCACGGAUAAAGCGUGGAAUGGAUGGGCAUGGGAAUGCUACCUCUGCAACCGCACGUUCAACGCUAAGCCAGGCUUAGAUCAACACUUGCAGUCGCCUAUACACCAGCAGGCGCUUUACCACUGCCCAGAUAGGAACGGAUGUGGGCGUGAGUUCAAGACUCUGGCUGCCGUUAUGAACCACCUCGAGAGUGAGAGCUGUGGCUAUACACGUUUCGAGAACGUGCAAAAGAGUGUGAGCAACAUCGUUAGCGGAGACCGACGUCUCACUUUCAUCUAGGAGACACCAAAUGAGUCGAGGCCAAAUCUCGAUACCUUGGCAGUCUAUUAGGUUUGCCGGGCCUCUGAGCUAUUCGUACGUAUGGCGUUGCUAUCAAACGAUUUGGUCAACAUUAUGUCAUCCCCAGACUUGAGGCUCUACAAGAAAUGAUCAAAUCCGGGAAUGAUCUGGCACUCGGCCAAAUAAUCCAGAUCCGAGUUCCGUUGUACGCAACCUACUCGGCCGGUAUUCAGUCCCGAAGGGAAAAAAGAUUGACCCAUCGUGAAACCUUACCUGGUUCCCAACAAAUCGCCGUUCGUUAUUCGGGCCGAAGCUCUCGUAUGUAGAGCACAAGUCACAUUUCCAAUAUUACCUCCCUACCUAGCGUUUAGUUGCAGAAAUCCUAAGCAUGCGAU